AUCUGGUUCCCAUUUCUACGGUUGCUCGAUGUGCCAUGUCAAAGUUAAAAGAUCUUUCAAGUCUCCAACCUUCCUCUAUUUCAUUUCCCCCUUAUCUACACUCUGCUGCAAUACGCAGCACAGACCCUCUCACUCUCUUCUCUGACACAUUCCCAACUCAAUCCUGCAAUUUAGAGAACACCCCGGCACCGGAGCAAAGGAAUUGGUUUCUCCAGAUGAUAAAGGAGGCCGGUUUGGGUUUAUGAGCCUCGGGGAAUUCUAUCAAAAUGGACGCUUCAAGAACUUUGCUUUCUUCACCACCGCCCUUCCCUGCAAGAAUCCAAUCGAAAAGCUCCGUCUCUUCUUCAGUGUUGAUGCUACACGAGCACGUUGCCCCCUUAGCUUCUACGGUUCCUUCCACUUCCACCGCUCGACAUCUGCCUACCUCUGCGCUUUUACAAGAGCAGCGCGAUGAGUAUUGGCCUCUCCUCAACUCGUCCAAGGAUGAACCGACAUCUCAGGCAUUGACGGACGGAAGACAGACUGAUAUUGGGACUUGGAUCCAUGAAGGGGAGAAUUCAGAUGAUGUAGACAAAUUGGUGCGGGACUUAGAGCAACAGCUGCUUCACAGUCAUUCUUUUUGGAAUGCAGAGCCAUGUAUACGAGCGGGGAGAAAUCGGUUGUCACCAGAGCCAGCUAUUGGACCAUGCAGUGCAAUCGAUCUAGCGAAGGAAGCUUUAAGUGCCUCAAAAGAAGCAGCAUUGUUAGCUGAAAACAGCACCGAUGUUGAUAGUGCCGCCAGCUUGAAAUCCCCUACUUCAUCUGGAUUUGCAGCCGAUGAGGUGAAAAUAGUUAGGUCCACUCGCCGUUCAGAGAGGCCUUCCAAGAGUCGAAGAAUGUCACGAACUAAGUAUGCAUUUGAUCAGACUCCAAGUUCUAGGAAGCCUAAUAAUGUACAGAAAAGGACAAAUGAAGCUUUCCAGCUCAAUGAUCCUGUUCGAUUAUUCUUGGCUGCUCCUGAGACAAAACAACUUUUGACAGCUGAGGAGGAAUCUAACAUUGUCAUCCAAGUUCAGGAAAUGAUGAAGUUGGAAGAGGUGAAGAGCAGGCUUCAAUCUCAGUUUGGCCGUGAACCAACAUUUUCUGAAUGGGCUGAAGCUGUAGGGCUGAGUCGUUUUGUCUUGAAGUCACGACUUCACUCUGGUACAAGCUGCAGAGAGAAGCUGAUUAAUGGGAAUUUGAGGAUGGUUGUUCAUAUUGCCAAACAAUAUCAAGGACGUGGUCUUGGUCUCCAGGACUUGCUGCAGGAGGGAAGUAUUGGUCUCAUGAGGAGCAUUGAGAAGUUCAAACCUCAAGCUGGUUGUCGCUUUCCUUCUUAUGCUUAUUGGUGGAUAAGGCAAACUAUUAGAAAAGCCAUAUAUCAGCAUUCUAGGACAAUUCGCUUACCGGAUAACUUGUAUGCGCUACUUGGAAAGGUAAUAGAAGCCAAGAGAGGCUGUAAUAGGGAAGGCAAUCAUGAUCCUAGCAAAGAAGAUAUUGCAAGAAAGGCUGGAAUCACUGUUGAAAAGUUGGAGAAGUUGCAGUUUGCUGCAAGAAUACCAAUCUCAAUGCAACAGACUGUUUGGACGGAUCAAGACACUACUUUCCAAGAAAUUACUGCAGAUCAGGGGGUCAUGACACCAGAGUUGGAGGUGGCGAAGCAGCUGAUGAGGCGGCACAUUCGUGGCCUACUAACGAUUCUGAGCCCAAGGGAGAGGCAGAUCAUCAAGCUGAGAUUUGGCAUCGACGACGGCAAAAGGGUGUCGUUGUUGGAGAUUGGUAACAUUAAGGGAACAAAAAGGGACUUCAGUACCGCGAUUUUGGAGCGCAAGAAGGCUGCCAACCGCUUGGUAGUCGACGAGGCUGUCAACGAUGACAACUCCGUCGUCGCUCUCCAUCCCGACACCAUGGAGAAGCUACAGCUUUUCCGCGGUGAUACCAUCUUGAUAAAGGGAAAGAAGAGAAAAGAUACCAUCUGCAUUGCCCUUGCUGAUGAGACAUGCGACGAGCCAAAGAUUAGGAUGAACAAGGUUGUUAGGUCAAACCUCAGGGUUAGACUUGGAGACGUUGUGUCUGUUCACCAAUGCCCUGAUGUCAAGUAUGGAAAGCGUGUUCACAUUCUACCCAUUGAUGAUUCAAUUGAAGGGGUCACUGGAAAUCUUUUUGAUGCAUAUUUGAAACCGUAUUUCUUGGAGGCUUAUCGCCCUGUUCGCAAGGGUGAUCUUUUCCUUGUGAGAGGAGGAAUGAGGAGUGUGGAGUUCAAAGUUAUUGAGACUGAUCCAGCAGAGUACUGUGUGGUUGCUCCGGACACCGAGAUUUUCUGUGAGGGAGAGCCUGUGAGACGAGAAGAUGAGAAUCGAUUGGAUGAAGUCGGUUAUGAUGAUGUUGGUGGGGUCAGGAAGCAAAUGGCUCAAAUUCGUGAGUUGGUGGAGCUUCCAUUGAGGCAUCCACAGUUAUUCAAAUCGAUUGGUGUGAAGCCACCGAAGGGUAUCCUGCUGUACGGGCCUCCUGGUUCUGGUAAAACUCUUAUUGCCCGUGCUGUUGCGAAUGAAACUGGCGCGUUCUUCUUCUGUAUCAAUGGACCGGAGAUCAUGUCAAAAUUGGCUGGUGAGAGUGAAAGCAACCUGAGGAAAGCUUUUGAGGAAGCAGAGAAGAAUGCACCAUCUAUUAUUUUCAUUGACGAGAUUGAUUCAAUUGCUCCCAAGCGAGAGAAAACAAAUGGUGAAGUUGAGAGAAGGAUUGUCUCCCAGCUGUUGACAUUGAUGGAUGGACUGAAAUCCCGUGCACACGUUAUUGUCAUGGGAGCUACUAACCGUCCCAAUAGCAUUGACCCAGCCCUUAGAAGGUUUGGAAGAUUUGAUAGGGAGAUUGAUAUUGGUGUCCCGGAUGAGGUUGGCCGUCUGGAGGUGCUCCGCAUUCAUACUAAGAAUAUGAAACUAGCUGAAGAUGUUGAUCUAGAAAGGAUUUCAAAGGACACACAUGGAUAUGUUGGUGCUGACUUGGCUGCUCUCUGCACUGAAGCUGCUCUUCAGUGCAUUAGGGAGAAGAUGGAUGUAAUUGACUUGGAAGAUGAAUCUAUAGAUGCUGAAAUACUAAACUCCAUGGCAGUUUCCAAUGAGCACUUCGCAACUGCACUUGGAACAAGCAACCCGUCUGCAUUGCGUGAAACUGUUGUCGAGGUUCCUAAUUGUAGUUGGGAGGAUAUUGGAGGCCUGGAGAAUGUUAAGCGGGAACUUCAAGAGACUGUUCAAUAUCCAGUGGAGCACCCUGAGAAAUUCGAGAAGUUUGGGAUGUCACCCUCAAAAGGGGUGCUCUUCUAUGGCCCUCCUGGCUGUGGCAAAACCUUGCUGGCUAAAGCAAUUGCCAAUGAGUGCCAGGCAAACUUCAUCAGUGUGAAGGGUCCUGAAUUGCUUACAAUGUGGUUUGGUGAGAGUGAGGCCAAUGUUAGAGAGAUUUUUGACAAGGCUCGCGGUUCUGCUCCAUGUGUGCUCUUCUUUGACGAACUUGACUCCAUUGCUACCCAGAGAGGGAGCAGCGUUGGAGAUGCUGGAGGUGCUGCUGAUAGGGUCUUGAAUCAGCUUCUGACAGAGAUGGAUGGCAUGUCUGCAAAAAAAACCGUUUUUAUAAUUGGUGCAACGAACAGACCAGACAUCAUUGACCCUGCACUCUUGCGUCCCGGACGUCUUGAUCAAUUGAUAUAUAUACCCUUGCCUGAUGAGGAGUCACGUCUUCAAAUUUUCAAGGCCUGCUUGAGGAAAUCUCCAGUCUCCAAAGAUGUCGACCUCAGAGCUCUAGCCAAGUAUACUCAAGGCUUCAGUGGUGCUGACAUCACUGAAAUUUGCCAGCGUGCUUGCAAGUAUGCCAUCAGGGAGAACAUUGAGAAGGACAUUGAGAGGGAAAGGAGAAGGAGAGAUAAUCCUGAAGCAAUGGAAGAAGAUGAGGUUGAGGAUGAGGUUGCUGAAAUCAAGGCGGCACACUUUGAGGAGUCGAUGAAGUAUGCUCGCAGGAGUGUGAGCGAUGCCGACAUCCGGAAGUACCAAGCUUUUGCACAGACAUUGCAGCAGUCCAGAGGGUUUGGAUCCGAGUUCAGAUUCUCUGAAACCAGCGGUGGAGCUGCCGCUGCGGCGUCUGAUCCAUUUGCAACUGCUGCUGCUGCCGAUGAAGAUGAUCUUUACAGUUGAUAAGUUUUAUUAUCUCGAAAUCUGUGAUAUGUUAGUUCCAUCCAUCCAGGAUCUACAUGGAACCAUUCUGUUUAUUUUUCGUGUUGUAGCAUAAACUUCCCCCGGGGAUAUCUUUUGAUUUUGCGUAGAGCUUUCUCAGGUUGUUGAUAAUUCAGAAUAUGGGUAUCGGGGAUGAUGAUGCUUUAAAACUUGAGAGCAAGCUUCAGGUAUUGGUUUCUAUAUAGGAGGAGGAUUCAAUAGUGUUUAAGAGGCAUCUCAGGAUCGAUUUGAUGGCUUGUCACAAAUAAUCACAAAAUCUAAGUUUUUUUUUAUAGGCAAUCACAAAUUCUAAGUUAGUGUCAGAGCAUACUGGAAAAGUAUAAUAA
This is a messenger RNA of Linum tenue, 4564 nucleotides long. The record is from the annotation of a GenBank genome assembly. Lineage: Eukaryota; Viridiplantae; Streptophyta; Magnoliopsida; Malpighiales; Linaceae.